Talaromyces rugulosus is the source of this 4233-nucleotide messenger RNA. RefSeq lists its product as uncharacterized. Gene Ontology annotation, cellular component: ribosome. The record is from RefSeq and is a predicted model, not a curated record. Gene Ontology annotation, molecular function: protein binding; structural constituent of ribosome. The coding region runs from base 1 to 4233 and encodes 1410 amino acids. Lineage: Eukaryota; Fungi; Ascomycota; Eurotiomycetes; Eurotiales; Trichocomaceae. The transcript has 3 exons. Gene Ontology annotation, biological process: translation.
AUGACUGAUGCGGAUGUCGCUCCCCCGUCGUCGCUAGAUGCCCUUGGUGUGGAGGAUCCUCGCCCGGCCCAAGAGCAGUCCACGAAACUGCAUUCGCCUCCCUUGAUCCCCCCGCCCUCGGAGCCAUCGCGUGCCAAGGUCGACAGAGAACAACAACAUGAUGCUAACCAAGACGACGUUCUAAGCACCAAGGCUGACUCGGAAGCUGAGACUAUCAUUCAGUCGGGCCGCGAGUCCCUGUCACCCGAGAAGCGGAGGAAACACAUCCAGCAUUUCCCGCGGAACGAUGUGGACAAGAAUGAGAAUGAUCAGCCGAAUCCCCCCGUCGAGAGGGAGACUUCUCCCAGUGUGAAAAAGCGUAAGCGCUCGUCGCAGGACGACUCUCCCGAUGACGGCCAGCCCGUGCCCAAGUCGAGUCCUCCUUCUCUCUCCAGACCGCCUUCACUGCCACCGGUUGUGAAAAAAGAAAUCACAGACGUACAACCUGUUUUGACUCGGCGCGACUCGGCCACCUCCACCACAGCGGAGCUGCCUGUCAAUGGAAUUCUAUCUGCCCGCAAGCGAAGUUUCAGCGAGAGUGUCAUUGAAGGCGAACUUACCGAUAACGAGCCCCCACCCCGGAGUCGUCAGAACUCGCACUCAACGACGCGCGACCGCCAACGACGAGAAAAGACACAACCUACCCCAAGCUCCCGAUCGAAAGAUCGCUCUUUAUCGCCACCAUUUCGUUCUCACAAAAGAGCCGCCUCAGGCCCGCAACAAGGCCUCGUCGAAACCCUGCACCGUAAGCGAAAGUUGCCGUCAACCUUGUUAACGAACCGCAGUCGCCAAAGUUCCGAGGAUCGUCAAUCUGUGUCAUCAUCCUCUUCCGGUGCCUCGCCCGUGCCCUCUUCGCAUUCCAGAAGGUUGACGUCCACUGAUGGCUCUGCUGCACUGUCUGGAAAGGUAGCAAACCACAAGAAACAGAGAGAUCAAAAUGGACGUACCCGACUCGCCCGGGCCUGUGCUGCUAACGAAUUCGACGCCGCAGUAGCAAGACAUGCAGAGCGCCCAGAGGACUUGAAUGUUCCUGACAACGCCGGAAAUACCCCUUUACAGAUUGCGUCUUUGGAAGGCUGUGCUCCGAUUGUGAAGUUUCUGUUGGGAGCUGGGUGUGAGAUCGACACAAAAAAUAUCGACAAGGACACGCCCCUCAUCGACGCCGUUGAAAAUGGUCAUCUCGAGGUCAUUAAGUUGUUGCUUGAUGCUGGUGCUAAUCCUCGAACCGUAAAUGCGGAAGGUGACGAGCCUUACGACUUGAUUCCAUCCGACACCGAAGGAUACGAUGAAAUCCGAAAGAUCAUAUCCCAGGCCAAAGCGAACCCGUCUCGCAAAAGACCGUCCGAAGACAACGGAGUUCGCUCCAGCUCUACCAAGGGCUCUGUUCCCCGAGCCAUCUCAGCAACGAGUCCCCGGGAUUCACCGCCUGCACAUUCAAUGAUGAGCCCGCCUCCCGGUGCAAGUACCGCCACCAGGCGCAAGACUGUCCGGAGUGAAGCUACGCGUAAUGAUCUUUUAUGGACCAAACCAACCCAGGAGAACCUGUGCAAUUUUGCCGCCAAAGGUGACAUGGCUGGUGUUGCGAAUGUUUUAAACGUCAUUCAAAAAGCCGACUCGGAAUCGUUGAUAGCCGCCGCCAAAGGUGGACAUGAGGAUGUCAUGUCUUUGUUGCUCGGUAUGGGCGAUGCAAACCCCGAUCCUGAACCAGUGCAAAAUCCCAACUGCCGGCCUGGAUACAACACGCCAAUGCUUGCAGCCAUCGGACGAGGCAACCUUGCAAUCAUCCGCCUGCUUUUGGACCAACGCGGUUUUAACCCAACUCGACGCCUGUAUCGUGGAUCUGCCUAUCACGAACUUGCGGCAGAUCGGAAAGGUGAGAAUUGGGAAGAGGAAGCUGCCAUUCUGAACAAGGCGUACGAGAAAUCCAAGAGCGCAAAGAAAUUGCGGAAGACCGAAACCAAGUCACCCAAGAGAUCGCGUGAACAAGAGAAAGAUACUGUCAGAAAAUCGCGACGAGACUCAUCCUCGCCCGUUGCUGCGCCGCGUCGGCCUGUUCGUAGCCCCAACUUGUCACGCCAUGGGGAUGUUAUUGCCAAGGAGAUUAGCAAGACGAAAGAUUCCUCUUCGCACACCAAAGAGAAGGUCAAUGGUACUUCACGACCAAAAGCCGUUGCCCGCGAGGAUCCUCGCAGCGAGCAUUCUGCCGAUCCGGAUCACCCAAAGUCGAAGAGAAACAUUUCUGAAAGGCGGAAAAGCGACGCUUCUUCGGUCAACCGUAGCGAGGAAGUUCCAAAGCGUCGACGACUCAUAGCCGGACGCCCUCCCCAAGAUCGAGACAAAAGGCGGCCUAGUUUGAUGUCUACCGAUUCUUUGUCUGGGCGUGAAGAGUUCUUGAAAGCCCAUGGCAGUGCGGCGAAGGAGACAAAUGACGCGAAAGAAAAAGAAAGUUCGAAAAUCAAGCUUAAAAGAACCCGAAACAGCCUUUCACCAGAACGAUCGCAUUCUCAGGGACCAGAAAAUGGGAAAGACUCGGAGGAGUACCAGAAAAAGAAGCGUCGCCUGCAGUCAGAAGAGAGUUCUCAUAAGCUUGCCAACGGCAUCCAGAAAAAAUCCCUCGAGAGCAUUUCCAGCAAGAAAGACCAACGCCCCCCUCACUCAGAGACAGACCGAAUCCAAAAAGACACCCCCCCCGAAAAACGUAGCUCAAGGCCCGCCGAUACCCCUGUCCCAGUCAAAAAGGAACAGAAGAAACAGGAUUCCCAGACUCUCGAUCGUAUACCAAUGGUCGAUUCACACUCGAAGGAGAAAGGCUCGUCGCUAAACGCAAAGGAAGCUUCAGAACAAGAUCCUGACACUCAGAUGACGCAGGAAGAAGAGGGGAAGAGAUCUUCUGCAGAUAUCGAGAACGAGCGGGUUGCCAAGGAAGAGGAAGAAAACCGCAAGGCAGCCGAACAAGCCAGGAUAGCUCGUGAAAAGGUGGAAGAGGAAGAAAGAAAAAGGAAAGAAGCCGAACAGCGCCGCAUCAAACAGGCUGAGGAGGACCGUCAACGAAGAGCCGAGCAGGAGCGGGCACGUCUAGCCAAACUUCGCAAGGAGCAGGAAGAACAAGAACAACGGCGGCGUGACGCGCUCCCGAGUAGGCUCCGGGUGGCUGCCAAUCUCGUGGGGGCAAACGAUCCCCGCGCUAAGAGCCAUGCUUGGUUGAAACAAUUUAUGCCGGUCGUAACCGCCAGAACCACGCAGCUGGACCCUUCAUGUGCAUCCGAAGUUGCUGAGGAGCUCUGGGUUCCUAACUUUUUGGUGGCACCGCUCCUCGCGACCAAUGAUUUACAACUAUCGCAGUACUCGAGCUGGGAAAAGCGACACGCUACGUACACACAGCGUCUAAAUCUAUGGCGAGUGACACGCAGAAUCUUGGUUCAAACUGAAGACCUCGACGCUGGCGACUGCUCAUUUGGGCAGGUGAUUCAGAGAGACGGGGAAACGCGACCAAAAUAUUUCGACAUGGAGCACGUCUUCUGGGUGAAGCUUUCUGAUUUUACGGAUUUGGUGCCGCAUAUUCCCCACCUCAACGGCCUAGAGCUCGAAUUCCUCAAGAUGCACAUUGACCACGAGCCUUCGUUUAUAACGAAUCACUUAUCCCGACCACAGGUGAACGGGAACGUGUUUCUCCCCGCCGAGCCAGCAAGUUCGGUGAACGGGCUGACCAACGGUUAUGGACACACGCAUCAUGGUACAUAUUCGGACGGAGAAGAGACUAUUUCCAACCCCCCCGUCGCCGAGGCCGAUGAGGUCGAAGUUUCGGCCGACGCUGGCUCCGGCGGCCAAAUGUCGGUUCUCGAUGCCCUCAAGGGUGUUUUGAAGAUCGCGCUCAUCCACGACGGUCUCGCCCGUGGUCUGCGUGAGGCUUCCAAGGCGCUCGACCGUCGCCAGGCGCACAUGUGCGUCCUCAACGAGAGUUGCGAGGAAGAGGCCUACAAGAAGCUUGUUGUUGCCCUGUGCUCCGAGCACAAGAUCCCUCUGAUCAAGGUUCCCGAUGGAAAGCUCCUUGGCGAGUGGGUUGGUCUUUGCCAGCUUGACCGUGAAGGAAACGCCCGCAAGGUUGUCAACUGCUCUUGCGUCGUCGUCCGUGACUGGGGUGAGGAGUCCCAGGAGCGCUCCAUUCUUCUCAACUACUUCCAGACCGAGCAGUAG